AUGGUUGGAAGUGCUUCCUUGGGAUUCUCCGAGCUUGUUGCUAUAGGGGCUUGUGUCGAAUAUGGUUUAAGAAAUGGCAAACUUACGGCUGUAGCUGGAACUUCAAAUGCUAUUCCAAAGAAGUUUUCUAGAGGGUUCCCCAAAAUGAAGGAAGGUGAAACAAAUGUUGUGACUAUUGGCCAAAGAAGAGCCCCUCCAAGCUUUUAUCAAGUGCCUCCGGUUUAUCAACCAACACCAGUGCAACAACGUGUUGCGGUUCCUCCAGUUUAUCAACAAGCACCAGAAGCUCCUGUCUAUCAACAGCUGAGAGCUCAAGCUCCAAGGCAAAAUGCUCAGAACCAGAAUAGGAGGCAAGGGGAUAGGGCGACCUUCAAUCCAAUUCCAAUGUCGUACACUGAGCGUUAUCCCUCCCUAUUGCAAAAGGGUUAUAUGGUUCCCAGGCCUAUGGGACCUCCACCCGAUCGUCUGCCUCCAUGGUACAACCCUAAUGCACACUAUCCUUUUCAUGAAGGUGCCCCUGGGCAUGACCUAGAGGGUUGUUAUGCUUUGAAGCAUAGAGUUCGUGAGCUGAUUGAUAGCAAGAUCUUGUUUUUUAAGGAUAUGGGACCGAAUGUGAAGAACAAUCCUCUUCCUCACCAUGGAGACCAUGUAGUGAACGCCAUUGAAGAUGCCUUUGUUGGUGUUAUGGUUGAGAAGGUGGAUGACGUCAAGACUCCUUUGGCAGCGUUCCAUGCCCGAUUGGUGGAAGCUGGCCUGAUUAAUGUUAGUCAUGAAGAUUGUGAAGAGUACGCCACAUACUCAAGGGGGUGUCAGGUGGUACAACAUAACAUCCAAGACUUCAUGAAUAAAGGAGUGCUUCAUAUAUCCAACGUUACAAAGAAUGAAGAUGUGUUGGCAAUUGAACCUUGCUUCAAUUUACCUAAACCAUAUGAAAUCCCAUACUACAGUAGUGGAGUGUUUCCUACAAAUAGUCAUCAAUCACCUGUUGAGAUAUGUAUGCCCACGCCUUUUCCAUAUGAGAGCACCAAGGUUGUGCCUUGGAAAUAUGAGAUUACCACUGUGGACAAGAUUGUUGAAGGAAGUAAAGACGUUGAAGUGAUAAAAGUUGUGAAUGAGGACGUCACCAAUAUUGCAGGAAUGAGCAGAAUGACCCAUAGUGGUCAAAUCUAUACUCCUGAAUUAAGUGUGAAUCCUCAAGGGCCGACCAAGGAAUCUACAGUUACAGCUCCCAUUAAAGAACCCGAAGUGGUCCAAUCUGAAGAUGUUGUUGAAUUCUUGAAGUUGAUCAAGAGAAGUGAUUACAAGGUUGUGGACCAGUUGCAUCAGACACCAUCUAAAAUUUCUAUUUUGUCUCUGCUAUUGAACACCCAAGCCCAUAGGGAGGCUUUGUUGAAGGUGCUUGCCCAAGCUCAUGUAGCACAAAGCAUAACAGUAGACCAGUUUGAUGGGGUGGUUGCGAACAUGACAACUUGCAAUACUUUAAGCUUUAGUAGAGAAGAAUUACCUGAAGAUGGACAAAAUCACAAUCGUGCUCUCCAUAUCUCCGUGAAGUGCAAAUAUGACGCUUUGGCAAGAGUUUUGGUUGACACCGGAUCUUCUUUGAAUGUGAUGCCAAAGAGAACACUCACCAAGUUAUCUUAUCAAGGACCCGCUAUGAAGCCCAGCACCUUGAUAGUGAAAGCUUUUGAUUAUUCCCGGAGAACCGUGAUUGAAGAGGUUGAACUGCCUAUAUUGAUUGGCCCUCAUGGGCAGUCACCUCCACUUUACAUCAGAAAUGAAGUUUGUGGUGGAAAAUCAGUUGAUCAUCAUUUCCUGAGAGGAGGACUUUGUGGUCAAUCACCUUUCAUCCUUCAGCACCAUGUUGGGAAAGCUUGUUCAUCUUUCGCUUCUCUGAAAAACGCAAAGUCUAGCAUCGAAGGAGGAAACCCUGAAGGUUGGGGUCAGCUUAUUGAUGUUCGUGAGAAGCAUGAUCGCUUUGGUCUGGGAUAUAUGCCUUCCGCUGCGAAAGGAGCCCGAGUCCCUGCAAAGGACAACACCUGA
This is a messenger RNA of Lathyrus oleraceus (garden pea), 2040 nucleotides long. RefSeq lists its product as uncharacterized. Lineage: Eukaryota; Viridiplantae; Streptophyta; Magnoliopsida; Fabales; Fabaceae. Gene Ontology annotation, molecular function: aspartic-type endopeptidase activity. The transcript is spliced from 4 exons. Bases 1 to 2040 code for a protein of 679 amino acids. Gene Ontology annotation, biological process: proteolysis. The record is from RefSeq and is a predicted model, not a curated record.